Molecule: messenger RNA, 1155 nt
Organism: Aspergillus tubingensis
Lineage: Eukaryota; Fungi; Ascomycota; Eurotiomycetes; Eurotiales; Aspergillaceae
Product: diacylglycerol/polyprenol kinase family protein
Exons: 1
Coding region: 1-1155 (384 amino acids)
Biological process (GO): phosphatidic acid biosynthetic process
Cellular component (GO): endoplasmic reticulum membrane
Molecular function (GO): ATP-dependent diacylglycerol kinase activity
Source: RefSeq, a predicted model, not a curated record
AUGCCUUCUGAACCCGGUUCCAUACCGGAGACUCCUCGAGUCAUUCCUCCUUCUCCCGCUUCGUCUGAGCGUCGAUCAAGCUCGGGCGAUUACUUUGGACCUACAACACGCUCCGCAGCACGACGGCAGCGACUUGGGGAGGUAACGGAAGAAACACCUGAUACCUCAAACUCGGAUUCGAAACGCUCACGAGCGCGGUCUCGCAGCCCAAAAUCUCCUGAGUCUACAAGGCGCCGUACCCGAAAAUCUAAUCCGAAGUUGCCCGCUGGAAAGCCCAAGAAGCAGACGAAUGGUCAUGCAGAGUCCAACGGGUAUCUAUCACCUAUCGCGAAACCCGGCGGCAGCUGGCACGACAUCUCUCGAUCGCCUUCUCCUCUCGGUCUCAUACCUCUCCACAGCCGUUAUCGCUCCUUUAUACACCGUCAUGAGAUCCCGCGCAAACUUCUCCAUGUAUCGAUCGGCUUCCUCACCCUCAACUUGUACAGUCGCGGCAUUCAAACUCUCCAGAUUACACCAUGGCUCUUCGGAGCUCUCGUGCCGAUAGCCACGGUAGAUAUCGUCCGUCACCAUUCCACCAAGGUCAACAACAUAUAUAUCCGCUGCGUGGGGGCUUUGAUGCGCGAGACAGAGGUUUCCGGCUACAACGGCGUGAUCUGGUAUCUUGUGGGCACAUAUGCAGUGCUGCGCUUCCUCCCCAAAGACGUCGGAGUUAUGAGCGUACUGCUCCUCAGUUGGUGUGAUACUGCAGCCUCCACAUUCGGUCGUCUCUACGGCCGUUACACAUUCCAGCUGCGCAAGGGCAAGAGUUUCGCCGGGACACUGGGAGCCUGGUUUGUGGGUGUCCUGACCGCAGCCGCAUUCUGGGGAUACUUCGUACCUUACAUCGGAACCUUCCCCAAUGACCCCGAGGGAUCGUUCAUGUUCACCGGUCAGCUCAACCUUCUUCCUAGCUCGAUCAAGAACCUCAUCGGCUGGACUGCGGACACCCCCAGCGCUGUCAUUUCGGGCCCGUUGGCCCUUGGCGUCAUGAGCGUCGUCUCCGGCUUAGUCGCCGCUGGAAGCGAGUUCGUGGACAUCUUCGGCUGGGAUGAUAACCUUACUAUCCCGAUCUUGAGCGGUAUCGGAUUGUGGGGUUUCCUGAAGGUCUUUGGUUGA